Neurospora hispaniola is the source of this 656-nucleotide messenger RNA. RefSeq lists its product as uncharacterized. The record is from RefSeq and is a predicted model, not a curated record. NCBI's taxonomy places the organism in Eukaryota, Fungi, Ascomycota, Sordariomycetes, Sordariales, Sordariaceae. Bases 186 to 425 code for a protein of 79 amino acids. The transcript has a single exon.
GUUUCUUUUUUCUGUCUCGAAGAUCCGUCGCCCUUGAGAAGAACUCUUAGAGUACCUCUCUCUAUCUGCCAAAGGACGCCACGCGAACCAUCCGACCGACGGAAUCCGCUUCACUGGUUCAAAUACUUACAGCAGGUCUAACCCGCUCUGCACACCGUGGAAUCCUAGUGCAUACUCACCAUCGAAUGCGCCUCAGACAUACACUGCAUGUUGAAAAAUUGCUUGUCGGAUGUUUCUUACUCUACCAUUUAUUCCCCAACUGCUGUUCUACGGGCGAUACACAUACCUGUCUACAGGUUGUGAAGACAAUUUUAAAUUCCCACUCCUACUCUUUCGACUUUUUCCUUAUUCGUACAGUCCUUUCCUUUGUUCAUCGGGAGUGUCCUCCACGGGAUGAUACCCUCUUUCACAUACCCCUUGCUUAACCUUAUCCAUUCCCCUUGCUCGGCCAGUCCUUGCAGUAGAUCCCGCGCGCUUUUGUUGACCCCGUCCAGUCCCGCUCAGUUUUCCCUUUUCUUUCUUUGCUUUUUUCCAUCUUGGUCAAAGAACGGACAAGGGGCAUGGUAGCAUCCAUACUAUGCCCGUGGACUUAAGCCUCAUUUCUAGAACUAUACAGUGUGAGUGUCGAGAACGAGUACUCUUUGAAACAAACUCCA